Molecule: messenger RNA, 1239 nt
Organism: Porites evermanni
Lineage: Eukaryota; Metazoa; Cnidaria; Anthozoa; Scleractinia; Poritidae
Source: the annotation of a GenBank genome assembly
GCUGGUCCUGAUGACUUUAUACCUAAGGAGGUGCUUGGUAAAUAAAAAUUUACACCUAACUGUGUUUAAUUUUUUUUCUUUUCUUUCUUUAUCACUUGCAAACAUAUCAUGUAUGGACUUUGUGUUAUAUUUAGUUAGGAUCUAUUUUUGUGUCCUGAUCGCGUCUUUAUAUAUGUUGUGGUCAGUCGGAGCUCUGCUUUUAGGCUUGGCUAUAUCUAUACACGAGCCUGUAAACAGAGAGCGUUUUCACAGGCUAAAUGUGUCUUGUGGUGUGGUAAUAAUCAAACGUCUCUGUUGACAGUUGAUAUCGUCAGGAUAAUUACAAGAGUCCGGAAUAAUGGCCUAAAGGCCUUGUCUACAGCUCUCCCUCUCCCUCUGUCUUUCCCCUCCCCUUUUCUCUCCCCCGCCCCCUCGUCUUUGUUCUGGCCUUUUCGCCCCAACUCUCAUUUUUUUGUGCUUUGUUGCGGACACCUGUGCCACAGGCGCUUUGAGGUGGGGAGCAAUAAAGUUAUGAACGGGGAUGUUCUGCCGCAACUAAUCCCCGUCUUCCUUUCCUAACCUGCAAUAAGCCAUUUGCACGAUGACGUCAUUUUACUACUACCACCUGAAUCCUUUAGGGUUUUGCUUUCUUGUGCAAAUUAACGCUUUUGUUAUUUAAACCUCUCUGGGAUUACAAAAUUUAAAUAUGAAAGAAAAAACGAAAAGGAUUCUGGUCGUAGUAGUAAAAUGACGUCAUUGUGAAAAUGGCCUAUUAGAAUUUCAGUUAGUUUUUAGAGCUUCGUCUCAAAAUACUUAAACGGAUCGGCCGUCUGGUGUGUCUUUUGGAGGAACAGUUAUCGUUUCUUACCCUUUUUUACCUCGAACGGUGCUGUAAGCCUUACUCCAUUACAUAUCCCUAAAAUGAGUUUUGCUUGGCUGUAAUUCCACCGGCCAGUUCUUCAUAACCAGUUGGCGAGCGUUGAACAACUUUGGAAGAUGUUUGCUUUUAUUUCAUGAUUGACGUCAAUAUUGACGUCGCGCGAAGACAGCGGCGCGGUGGAUCAGCUGUUUUGGUAGUGCAGAGCUGGAGAAAAUGGCAGAGGAUUUCACACGUUAUUCGAAAACGAAAUAGCGGAAGGAAGGCUUCAAAAACGUCACAGUAAUAAACAAAUUCCACCCGAGGAAUGUCAAAUAAUAUCUUCACGCAAAAAUAUCCGUUCAUAUCCUGAAAUCGCUGAGGAAGAGGCAAUUUGGAGACAG